Molecule: messenger RNA, 758 nt
Organism: Lycium ferocissimum
Lineage: Eukaryota; Viridiplantae; Streptophyta; Magnoliopsida; Solanales; Solanaceae
Exons: 3
Coding region: 223-519 (98 amino acids)
Biological process (GO): developmental process
Source: RefSeq, a predicted model, not a curated record
ACCUUCUCUUUCUUUCUUUCUUUCUUUAUUAUCCCUUUCUUCAUCUUUCUCAUAGUUUCUACUCAAAUGUUUCUCCUUUUGAUUUCUUCCCCUUGUUAAUUGAUUAACUGGGGUUCUUUCUAGUUGUUUCUCCUCUUCAUGUUUAAAAUAACAAGAAGAAGAACUCAAUAGAGAGGUUUUAAUCAAUUGAUUUUUCAUCAUUUCUUGUGCAAGAUAGAAGAAAUGGGUGAUUCUUCUGCUCAGUACAUCCACAUGGUGCAACACUUGAUAGAAGAAUGUAUAAUAUUCAAUAUGAGCCAAGAAGAAUGUAUGGAAGCACUUUCCAAACAUGCAAAUAUUCAACCUGUUAUUACUUCCACCGUGUGGAAGGAGUUGGAGAAGGAGAACAAAGAGUUCUUUGAGGCGUACAAGAAAACAAGAGAGGAAAAAGGAUCAUCAAUACAAUUAUUGGAGACGACAAGACAAAGAAUCCUUAAUAUGGUAUUGGAUUCUUCUUCUAAAGAUUCCAAUAACAAGUGACAACAAUAUUGCCUUCCUCUUUAAUCUUGGGACAACGAUGUUUGAUGUGAACUUUCAAAAUUAAACUAGCUUUAAGGGUUAGUUCAUUCAUGCAUAUUACCAACUUCUAGCACCUCAAAAAGGUUCUAGGGUAAUAAAACAAGAUAGGGUUGUAGGGAAGGUGUAGUCCUAAGUCCUAACUAGGUUGUCUUAUUCAAUUUUUGUUUUUCAUACAAAUCUAAUGUUUGGUAUUUGCUUUA